Molecule: messenger RNA, 1374 nt
Organism: Durusdinium trenchii
Lineage: Eukaryota; Dinophyceae; Suessiales; Symbiodiniaceae
Source: the annotation of a GenBank genome assembly
AUGGAGGACCUACAUUUUGCUGAUGCCACUGCUGACAACGACAUGACUAAGACAGCAAAGACUACAAAGAAGCGAACAAGCAAAAGGGUGACGGCAUGGAAAAAGCCAGUCACCAGGAAGGCCCGGUCUGUGAUGAAAACAUGCGCAAAGACUAGGAAGAAAGAACAGUCUGAGUCUAAGUCAAACCCCGGGCGCGGUGCAGCAGAAGCUCAAAAGUUUCUGAAGGAACUCAAGGAUUUGAUUGCCAAGAAGCCUGAUGCUCCGAUGGUCAAGAAGUUGACAUCUGAAACCACCAUCCAGGUUGGAUCUGAUUGUUCAGGCUUGGGCAGUGAGCUUGUCAGCCUCGCGACAGUGCUUGGCGGCGACUGUGGCCGCAUUCAGACAAAGUUUGUGUCGGAAUCAGAUGCGACGAAGCGUCUGUGGCUACAAGCUGUUGCAGCACACUUUGCCAAUGAGACACCGGAAAAGAUCUACAAGGACCUUAGGGACAGACAGAAUGCUUUCGCACCUGAAACCCACCUGUUCGUAACGGGUGCCCCCUGCCCUCCAUAUUCUCAAGCAGGGUUGAACAAAGGCUUGGAAGACCUGCGUGGAGAUUUGAUCUUGCGUAGCCUUAGCUACGUUGUGGAAAAGCGACCGGUAAUGGUCCUCAUGGAAAAUGUGAAGAAUUUGGCCAGUGAAAAGCACAAGAAGGUGCUACAUGAAAUUGCUUCAGUGCUGCGGGCUUGUGGCUACAAGGUUCAAGCUGAAAUCCUGAACACGCAGAAUCACGGCAUACCGCAAAAUCGUGAGCGGGUCUAUGUGAUUGCCAUCUUGAAGAGUUAUAUCAUUGAGGGAAGAGAAUUUUCUUUUCCUCAGACGUCGCAGAUGGCUGAGUUGAAAAGAUUCUUGAAUGAUGAGACUGACGCUGCAAACUCAGAUUGUCGACCCAGUGAACUAUGCCAAACUGCCAAUCGGAACAUCAGGAAAGCCAAUAAACAAUUGAAGAAGCAGCCAACUUCGCAGGAGGUGAUAGUCGACGCUGCAGCAGGAAAAGGGUAUUUCAACAUGAUGGUCGGCGUGUGCCCGUGCAUAACCAAAGCACGUGGUGGUGAGCGAGGCUUUUACCUUCUCGGGCAGUCUCGCUACUUGAAUGUCUUUGAGCAGGGGAGGCUGCAGGGGUGGCAUCCCAAAUGGGUCAGGAUGCUGCUGAGGGCCUGCGAUUCCAAGUCGCAGUUGGGCAAGGCACUUGGGGAUGCUAUGAGCUUGAACAUUCUUCAGCGGUUGCUUCCACGCAUGUUGUAUUCUGUCGGUCUGCUGGCAAAGCUGCCAAAGGACAACUGGGCGCACAUCCCUGCGCAUGGCCCCAUGCCGUCCACAUUGUAUGACUCGUGA